UGGCCCCUCUGUGAUAUCUGUAUAAUUCGGAAUGGAUCUACAAAAGUAAUAAUAUAGAUAAGGAAAAAACACAUUGUAAACGUCAAGGUGCAUGCAUCGUCCGGUACGGAUUGGGCGGAGUCUUCACUUUCAUAAAGGUACAGUAUAUAGACAGGUUGUCUUCUCACUCGGACUGCUGAAUUAUCUGUUUCCCUCACUGAAUAGAUUUGGGAUAAUACAAGGAAAGAUGCAGUACGACUAUGGUAAAAACAAGGAAGAACAUCCUGACCCUAUCAAAGCUGAAGUGAAAGGCUUGCUUCCUGAUUGGCUACAGGGGACGCUUAUACGCAACGGGCCUGGCCUCUUCACGCUGGGAGAGACUUCAUACAACCAUUGGUUUGACGGAAUGGCACUUUUGCAUAAUUUUACUAUUAAAAAUGGUGAGGUGACAUACAGAAGCAGAUUUCUUCGAGGUGACACCUACAACUCCAACACACAGGCCAACAGAAUAGUGGUGUCAGAAAUGGGGACCAUGGCUUACCCAGACCCAUGCAAAAAUAUAUUCUCCAAAGUGAUCACCUUUCUGAGCCACACCAUCCCAGACUUUACAGACAACUGUGCCAAUAACAUAAUCAAAUAUGGAAAUGACUAUCAUGCCACAUCGGAAACCAACUAUAUUCGUAAAAUUGACCCCACCACUUUAGAGACGCACGACAAGUUGGACUACCUGAAGCACCUUCCUGUAAAUAUAGUGGCAUCACAUACGCAUUAUGAUAAAGAGGGAAAUAGUUACAGUAUGGGAACAUCCAUUGCAGAGAAGGGAAAAACAAAAUACACAUUAUUCAAGGUUGCAGGAGGAAGUGGCUCAACUGAGUCUCAACCCUUGAAAAACAUCGAGGUGGUCUGCACUGUGCCCUGCCGCACGCUCCUCACACCCAGCUAUUAUCACAGCUUCGGCAUGACCGACAACUACUUUAUCUUUAUUGAGCAGCCCUUGAAGCUGGACAUCCUGAAAAUGGCCACUGCCUAUAUGAGGAAGGUCAGCUGGGCCAGCUGCAUGAAAUUCCACCCUGAAGAUAACACCCUGAUUCAUCUUAUUGACCGGAAGACAAAGAAGGAAGUUGGGAUCAAAUUCUACACGGGUGCAAUGGCUGUAUACCAUCAAGUGAAUGCCUUUGAAGAUGAUGGUCAUGUUGUGUUUGAUAUGAUCACCUAUGAUGACAACAGCUUGUAUGAUGUGUUUUAUCUGGACAAGCUGAAGGAGCAGAUGACCUCUAAUACUACCUACUGCAAGCCCAAGUGCAAAAGAUUUGUGUUGCCCGUUAAUGAUAAGGGUGAGAUCGGUGAAGAUCUGGUCAAACUCAAGUAUACGACAGCAAGUGCUGUGAAGGAGAAAGAUGGAAAACUUCUGUGUCAAGGCGAAGUUCUCUGUGAUGGUGUGGAACUUCCAAGAAUUAAUUACAAUUUCAAUGGAAAGAAGUACAGAUAUGCUUACAUGUGUUGUGUGGACAUGUCACCAGUGGCCACAAAGAUUGUAAAAGUUGACGUUGAAACGAAGCAGCAGAUUGAAUGGAAGGAAGACAACUGUGUGCUCUCAGAACCUGUUUUCGUCCCCAGGCCCAAUGCAGUUGAUGAGGAUGAUGGCGUAGUCCUGUCAUCUGUCAUAAGCUCUAAACCCAGGCCAGGUAGCUUUCUUCUGGUGCUUGAUGGUAAAUCUUUCAAAGAGGUUGCCCGGGCUUAUGUAGAUGCUGAGAUUCAUAUGGACAUGCAUGGAUACUUCAUACCAGACAGCAGUUAAGGAUUUGAUGCCUAUCUGCCUCCUGCACAUUCUUAAUAAAGUGAAAUGUGGAGAAUAUUUAGUAAAUGUUCAUAUUGUGACUCAAUUGCAUGAAUGACUCUGAUUAUACAGGCUUAUAUUGAAAAAAACCCAUUAAAACUGCAAUAAUUGAUCCCAGUGCCAUUAAAGAAUAAAAUCAUGAAUUCUAUGAUAUAAUGCUUUUAUUCCAGAGCCCUGGCUUCAAAAUUUAAAAUUUUAAUAUUGUCCACCAGAUGGCGCCAUUUUUCUCAUGUUUAGCCUAUGGAUCAAAUACAUGCUUUUUCCUAUUUUCUGUUUGCUGUAUUAUAGAGCACUGCAGGCCAAUUGAAUAAAUGAUGCAGCUAAAAUUGUGUGUGUGUGUUGGUAUGGAUGCCUGUGUGUGUGUGUAAAAACAACAGUGGCAUUAUGUAAACAAACUGGCAUUUAAAGGGUUAAAAUCCUGAAAAUGAAUGAAUAUUUGGUAGUUAUGAUCAGGACCGAUGUUGGUUAAAAAAAUCUAAGUCAGUCAAAGUGGAAAAUAAUAUUAAUAUAUAAUAUUAUUAUGGCAGUAUUUUGACGUGGACAUUUUUGUCCUCUAAGGUACGGAGUGUGAGGUGUGUGUGUGUUGUUUUUUUGUUGUUUUUUUUAUAUAUAACUCUGACACUGCACAAAAAAUAAUAAUGCAUCAAAAUCAAUGUUGUUGCUAAUCAUUGACGUAUCCCAGACUAUGAUAAUCCCCCCCAAAAAAAUGUCCCCUUAUUUAGUAUAUGGAACAUAAUUAAUUUGUGUGUUUUUUUUUUUUUUUUUUCAUAAAAAACAACAGUGGCAUUAUGUAAACAAACUGGCAUUUAAAGGGUUAAAAUCCUGAAAAUGAAGGAAUAUUUGGUAGUUAUGAUCAGGACUGAUGUUGGUUAAAAAUAUUAACUAAUUGAAUGUGGAAAAUAAUAUUAAAAU
This is a messenger RNA of Myxocyprinus asiaticus (Chinese sucker), 2728 nucleotides long. Its product is annotated as beta,beta-carotene 15,15'-dioxygenase-like. Gene Ontology annotation, biological process: carotene catabolic process; retinal metabolic process. Bases 92 to 1777 code for a protein of 561 amino acids. The transcript is spliced from 11 exons. Gene Ontology annotation, molecular function: beta-carotene 15,15'-dioxygenase activity; carotenoid dioxygenase activity. NCBI's taxonomy places the organism in Eukaryota, Metazoa, Chordata, Actinopteri, Cypriniformes, Catostomidae. The record is from RefSeq and is a predicted model, not a curated record.